AUGAGGGUGUAUCUCUACGCCGACGCAUUGGCCAAACACGAAUCCUCCAAGUACUUCACGGACACUCAUCAACGCAAUCUACUCGUAGUCGCGUGCCUUUUCCACGAUCUCGGAACUACCCAAAAUUAUGAUGGUCCUCAGCGCUUCGAGAUUGAGGGCGGCGAUGCCGCAGUCGAGUUUCUAUCCGGCUUUGGUGUGGGGAUCUCCGAAAGAAUUGGUGAGCUGUCGAGACUUGUUCGUAUCGGGGUCAUUACGGAUUUUGGACGGAAAGGCGAGGGGUACGAGGUGCUGCAACCACUGGCCGAGGGACUGGAGGCGCGGUGGGGGCGGGCGGGAAUCGAGAAGGUGCUUGGUGAUGCGGUGGUGGAGCAGGCAAAGCGGAAGCCAGAGAAGGCGCCGAAGGUUUCGUGGCCGCGUGCGAUGUAUGAGGCAUGGCUCGUGGAGCCGGAAUGGGACGGUGUCAACAAGGCGUUUUGA
Molecule: messenger RNA, 477 nt
Organism: Alternaria viburni
Lineage: Eukaryota; Fungi; Ascomycota; Dothideomycetes; Pleosporales; Pleosporaceae
Exons: 2
Coding region: 1-477 (158 amino acids)
Source: RefSeq, a predicted model, not a curated record